Daphnia carinata is the source of this 1901-nucleotide messenger RNA. RefSeq names its product dicarboxylate carrier SLC25A8-like. Bases 610 to 1683 code for a protein of 357 amino acids. The record is from RefSeq and is a predicted model, not a curated record. Gene Ontology annotation, biological process: response to cold; mitochondrial transmembrane transport; adaptive thermogenesis. Gene Ontology annotation, molecular function: oxidative phosphorylation uncoupler activity. The transcript has 9 exons. Lineage: Eukaryota; Metazoa; Arthropoda; Branchiopoda; Diplostraca; Daphniidae.
ACCGCGCAGUUCCAGACCCGUUCACGUCCUAAUUCCAGCAUAGCGGCAGAUUUCUGAACAAGAAACCCCACAGCAACAACCGAAUGGAAACCAAGCGCAGCCAAUCAGAAAGCGACGCAGCGCGACACACCCUCUUUCAACCCAUUGUACAUGGACUUUGGUGGAUCCACGGCAAAGGACGAUCGCGGACGCAUAUAAACCGGGACGGGACUCCCUCUUGUCGUAAUAUUCAGGAAUUCCCAUCGUUGGCGAAGAAAUUUAAGCUGUGCAUCUGGUUUGCUUGCAUUUGCCUUGCCGUUGUUGUCCAAAUCCUCAGUUUUACUGCCGAAAUUUUGGCUCCAAGUAGUCGAGCAAUAACGUUGGCUUUCUCUAAGACAAGUGUAUUAUGGUCGUAAAACAAAACGAUUCGGCUGUCGCGCUCAACUGGCGAUUGUUUACUCCCGGCUGUUUUCGCCAGGCCCUUCACCGUCUCUUUGACGAUUUUCGGGAAAAACAAGAAGAAAUCCAUUCCACGAAUACCAACUAGUCUGUAUUUGACUCGUUUUUAAAUUAAAUCUAAAUCCUUAUUUGGAGAAAAACAGAUUAAAAACAAAAAAACAUUAUAAUACAAUGGCUCCGAUCACGGCUUCAGCCCCCAAAAUGACGGGCGGAUCGAUCGAAUUGCGGGAACCGUCACUUCCCGUGAAACUUCUUACAGCUGGUACAGCCGCCUGCGUCGCGGAUCUCAUUACAUUUCCACUCGACACGGCAAAAGUUCGGUUGCAGAUUCAAGGAGAGGCUGGUGCGGCACCCGUACGUUACUACAUUACCACAGCGGCCUCAACUUUGGGUGCUGGAGGACAUGGCGCUGCGGCUGUGAUGGUUGAACAUUCAGCGGCUUCAUCUCAAUACAAAGGCAUGAUUGGGACAGUUUCAACCAUUGCUCGCCAAGAAGGGCCAAAGGCUCUAUACAAUGGACUGGUUGCCGGACUUCAACGUCAAAUGUGUUUCGCGUCCAUCCGAAUUGGGCUGUACGACUCAAUCAAAUUGCUGUACCAACAAACCCUUAACGGAAGACGAAACUCAGCCAACAAAAACACGAACGCUAGCAUAUCUGUGCGAAUAUGCGCAGGAAUUACCACAGGAGGUUUGGCUGUGCUCUUUGCUCAACCGACCGAUGUUGUUAAAGUACGAAUGCAAGCAGAGGCUCGUUCGGCCACUGGAAUUAAACGUUAUUCGAGCACCAUGAACGCUUAUUCCACUAUUGCUCGCAAAGAAGGAGUUGCUGGCUUAUGGAAAGGAACAUUGCCCAAUGUUAGCCGUAAUGCGAUCGUCAAUGUAGCCGAGAUUGUCUGUUACGACCUCUUCAAAGAGUACAUCCUAAAUUCCGGUUUGCUGAAGGAUGGCGUUCCAUGUCAUUUUACCGCCGCCGUUGCUGCAGGUUUCUGUACGACGGUGGUCGCAUCACCGGUCGAUGUCGUCAAAACACGUUUCAUGAACGCCCCGGUAGGCCAAUACCGAGGUGCUAUCGAUUGUGCCGUCCGCAUGAUGAUGAAAGAGGGCCCUGGUGCCUUCUAUAAAGGCUUUAUGCCUUCAUUCUCUCGUCUGGUGUCCUGGAACAUUUGUAUGUGGAUCACAUACGAACAAUUCAAAAGAAUGGUCUUGGUGGCUUACAACCAACCGACAAUGCUCAAUAGACAUUGAUGUCAAAGGAAUUAUGCACAAAUCAGAUAACUUUUGUGAAAAGUUCUUUUUUUGGGUUUUCUAUUACUACAGUUAAACGACGCGAAAAUUUAUUUGUCGUAUUCAUUUAAUCAGGUAAUCGGGUCCGCUUUUACAUUUGUUUGAUGGCUUGCAGUAAUAUUCUUUACUUAUGUUAUAUAUCGUGCGCAUCGAAUACACUAUUGUUUUUUUAAAAUACA